Messenger RNA from Etheostoma spectabile (orangethroat darter), 2927 nucleotides. It is a transcript of the gene tespa1, whose product is annotated as thymocyte expressed, positive selection associated 1. Gene Ontology annotation, molecular function: signaling receptor binding. The record is from RefSeq and is a predicted model, not a curated record. Bases 404 to 2395 code for a protein of 663 amino acids. Lineage: Eukaryota; Metazoa; Chordata; Actinopteri; Perciformes; Percidae. The transcript is spliced from 12 exons.
AGUCGGUCUGCGUGUGUUUCUGCAGGAUGUGUCACAGCUGCGUCCCACGCUGAUGAAACUCUGGUAUUUCAGAUGAGAUGCAAAGUCACUUCCUAUACAGUCUGCUAAAAAACUCAAACUCCAUCCCCUGUGAGAAGCAACCGCACACGCAGGCAAACUGACACGAUUUAGAAGAAACUAGCAGGAACUCGUCACCGUAAAGGAAUCACAGGGCGCAGGCUGGGCGCAGUUUGACGGUUUACCAAAUAUCAGAUAGAUAUCUCAUAACUCCGACAACAGGAAACGAGAGAAAGAGCGCCACUGACAACAGUCGAAACCUGCAUCCAUGAAGCUUCGACCCCACCAUGUUCCCCGGGCUGCAUGUAAACCUUCAUUCAUCCAGUCGUUGAUGUAAACUGAGGCGAUGGAGAGCCCGUCGUCCACAGCGAGGCGGCGAGCCUGGAUCAACAGCAGCCGACAGUGGCCCACUCUGGAGCUGGACCCUGAGGGACCCCCGUGCAACCUCCCCUCUGCCUCUAUAGCCGAUGAUGAUGUCUUUUCUGACGGAUGCUUCACAGGAAAGAUUGAGAACUGGCUCCUGAGAUGUGGGUCCGAGGCGUGCUCCGAGAAGACUGGCCAGCUGAGUUUUGAGUCUGGGCUUAAAGGCAGCAACUUUGACGAUGAGCUAAGUCUUGGUGCUGAUGCUUCAUGUUUAAAUGGUGGAGAGAUUACAUCUGAAAGUGGCCUUGCACUCCAUCCCAUAUCCAAGCAAGGUCCCAGCAGACUCACCAGUACUCCUUGUCAGAAACUAUGUCUGCCGUCACUGAACUUGGGCCAGAGCAUGGCCUCCAGCUGCCUCUCCACCUCCACCUAUAGGACUACAUCAAGUAUAUCAGAGGUCCUGCAGUUGUGUUCGGAGGACGCAGAGGAGACACUCUACGAGUUGGGUUUCGGCUGCGAUGAGCCGCAGGUCACUGUCCGCAUCCCUUCUCGCUUCUUCACCUUCCCCUCCAUGUCUCAGGGCAUCAACUUCCGCCUCUUCCUGGACUCACAGUUACGGCGGAUACGAGAGGAAGACCCCAGCCUCUCUCUUGCUAGUCGUUUCAGACAAGUGCAAGUGCUCACAGCAAUGGCCAACGCUUUCUACUCCCUGUACUCUCAUGUGUCCCGCACUCCUCUACAGAAACUGGCCACACCAGAGUUUACCUUCUCCUCGUCUCCUGUGGAGAGGAUCGAACGCUUCAGGAGCCCUGUCCGCAGCGAGCCACGCUCUCCGGUGGAGAGGCUGAAGGACACCGUCUCCAAGAUGUGUCUCUACACGGGCUCUCCUCGCGGGUCAGACUCCACCUCUCCGCAGCCCUCACCCAGAAAACAAUCCAGCCUCCCUGACGUUGUGGAUAUAGUCCUGGAAAAAGUCAAGACUGCAGCGACCAAGAAAGUGGAUUUGGGGGAAUAUUAUAACAGGAAUCCAGCUUUGGAUGUUAAGGUGGUCACGGAUGGUGAUAAAUCCUGUGACAGUGGGAAAGAGGAGCAUACACAGCAGACUGUGGUGGACACAGACCUUCUUCAAAAUGGAGAUAAGAUCUGUAAUAGGGAGAUGCAGGGAAGCAAACCAACUGAUAAAAUUGACCACCUCAGGAGCAGGACUCACAGUGUAAGAACAACUCUAGUGUUAUCAGGAGAAACUGUGAUAAAAUCCCAUCAGCUGGACUCAUGUUCAACUCAAAGUGAGACAAGGACUGCUAAUCUGAAACCCGUUGCCAAGGUUACAUACGACCUAAUCUGCCCUCAGAUAGUCGAAAAUGUACACCAGGCACCUUUCUGUUGUCAACACACACAUUGUCCAAAAGCAAAUACUUUACCUCCUGUCUCCUCUGUGACCAAACGCAUAGAUAAAUCAUGUCCUGGAUCGCAUAUACAAACAGCUUUCCCUGAGCCAGAUGCCAGACAGAUGGAUGCAGCCACAUCACUUCCUGUCCCAGCCCCCACUACUAGCUACACCAAUUGCAGCAUCACUGUGACUGGCUGGGAGGGGGACGACGUCUCUUCCUCUUCAAACGCAGUAGAUUCUGGUCUUACUUUUACUGUCACACCUGUCCAGACAUGUGAGGAAUCAUUUAACGAGGGGGAAUGCUGUUACCUGAAACCACAGACACACCAGGGCCUGGGCCAGGACUCCAAUAACCUGCGACAGGUUAACUCCUUUGAGCUUGAAGAGGUGCAUAGUGCAGGAGAAGAAGACUUUGGAGAAUUUUCGGAUUUUUCAGAAACUACAAGAAGAACAACAACAACCUCUCUGUUGUUGCACCAACAUCAAUGCAAAGGUGAGGUGGUCCGGGGCGACAGCAUGCAGUCAGACAGUAGCGGCUAUGUGGACGAAGAAGUCAGCCCCUCAUCCAACACACAUAGCAGAUGACAGAAAAAACAGAAUUCCAUGUAAAAAGUGUUAAUAAAGUAGUGUUUUUUUCACUUGUGGAGUUUUCCUGCACUGAAGAUUUGGGUUUCCAAGAAAGGGGACUGCAGUCAAACCGGCCCAGAAUAUUUAAAUGUAACCAAUAGACCUCGCUGACGAGGCCAGAGUGUUGUUGUUACUGUUUUCUGUUGUCUAAUGUGUACAGUGCUGUGGAAAGGAAUUUCCAGACGAUAAAGUUUACAUUUUAAACAGACUUGGUCUCAUGUGAAACGUUCACAAGACUGGAGAUGCUUUUUGUUCUCAAGUAGAGACAGAGAUGCAAAGCAUUACAUUUCUCCCCAGUGUUAACACAGAAUACAGAAUUUAGUAAUCAUAUAGUAAAACUGUUCCCGUACAAAGGGCUUGAUGAAAUACUGUGCGCACCAUAUUUAAAUUAUUAAAAUGGUAAUUGGAGAAUAUUCAAGUUAUUAUAUAACAGUUGGCAGUAAAAUGUACAAAAAUGUUUUAUUGGAAACAAAUUCAAUUUCACAUGGAG